Aedes albopictus (Asian tiger mosquito) is the source of this 1215-nucleotide messenger RNA. RefSeq lists its product as uncharacterized. Gene Ontology annotation, cellular component: membrane; neuronal cell body; axon. Gene Ontology annotation, biological process: sensory perception of taste; chemosensory behavior; male courtship behavior. Bases 1 to 1215 code for a protein of 404 amino acids. The record is from RefSeq and is a predicted model, not a curated record. Lineage: Eukaryota; Metazoa; Arthropoda; Insecta; Diptera; Culicidae. The transcript is spliced from 3 exons.
AUGAGCCUUCUGAAAGAACCAAAGGCCAACUCCGGUUGGCCGAAUUCUUGGUGGUUUUCUGUGCAGAACAAUGUGGACAGUUUGAAUCACAUUCACGUGGCUUUGAAGGUGUUUGGCAUAGUGGCUUACACCAUCGUGGAUAGGAUCAACUGUGAAAUCAUAGUGUCCGUUUCGGAUUUGGUGCUGUUGGCCAUUUUUUCCUUGUUUCGGAUUUACGGAAUCGUGAUAGGGGUGCAAAAUGAACUGUGGGAAACACUGGUGGAUGGCGAGCCGGCCGCCAUUGUAUAUGGGUUUGCAUCGCUCAUGGUUUUGGUGAUCGUUGUGAUCAGUGUAACUCCCAUCUAUGUAAUGGUCCAUAGGCAAAAGGUGCAAGAUAUUUUGAAAGAUUUCAAAGAAUAUGAUGACGAAGUGGGCCAGCUGGGUUAUCCCAUGAACCACCAAUACUACCACUUCAGGGUGUCGGUAUUUCUGUCGAUCUGCUUGGCAGCAUUAGGUGCAAUUGUAGCGAUCACUCUUUCGUUACGUAAUAUAGAGUACCAGUUAGAUGUGCUGAUAUUCCUGGCGUUCUUCUGUGCCGGCUGCUUUGGGAACACACUUUUUCAUACCGCGUUGAAUGUGCUGAUUCUAGGUGUUCAUGGAAGACUGCAGCUGUUGAACCGCUGCCUAAAAGAGCUACUACAGGAAACAGAUGAACGAUCUAUUAACCAGCAUAAAGUUGGUCAGCUUCGCCGAGAUGUGGUGAUAGUUCAGGCCGCCAAAUUGUACGAUAAGCUAUGUGACGCGAGCGAGGGAAUCAGUGUGGUGUUUAGCAGUCCGCUAAUCCUCCAAUCCAUCAACACGUUCUUCGUCCACCUGCUGUCCAGCUAUGCCGGCAUGCGUGUUUUCCUGCACCAGGCCACCCCACAGCAAACGGUCAACGCCGGCCUGUAUCUGAGCUGGUCCCUUUACUUUUUGUUUUUCGUGUGCCAAACCAUCCUCUACCUGGCCGCCCUCCGCCACCAGAAGUCCAUCCUGCUGGGCAUCGUCCACCGGAGCCUCAACCUACCGCAAAACGAAUUUCUUAUCGAUCGGUUCCAUCAGCUAUCGGAACAAAUUACCAGUCGCGCGCCGCAUAUCACGUUCUUCUUUUUCGAACUGCACCCAUUAAUUAUCGUCCAGGCUUGCGGGGAGCUGGCUACCUACCUGCUGAUUCUGGUUCAGUUCGACAUGCAAUAG